AUGUCUCAGUUGGUGCCCUACCACCUUUUCAACGGCGAGCAGGACGAAAGUCUUAUGUUCGCUACUAUGUUCGACUACCAGAAUGAAUAUUCAAAGCCAGUGAUGUUAACAAAUAUUGUCUUUGAACAAAACAUAUUUUACGAGUUUUAUAUGAUGCAAUAUGAAGAAAUGCGGAUCUUGACUCGAUUAGCACGUAACCAAAUACAUGUGAAUGGGGCAAACUAG
Molecule: messenger RNA, 225 nt
Organism: Pieris macdunnoughi
Lineage: Eukaryota; Metazoa; Arthropoda; Insecta; Lepidoptera; Pieridae
Source: the annotation of a GenBank genome assembly